AAGCAACAUGGCGGCGGCCACAAGCUUCAACGCUCUCUCUUGAUCGUCGUCAUUUUAGUUCCAAACCUUUCUUGAAGUACACGACACGUCAGUCAUUUUUUGGUCAAAUCGUUCUUGUUUGGAAGCAAUUUGUGCGGUUCCAGAAUGUCCCGGCUCGCGGUGGUCUGCGGGGGCUCCAGGGGCAUCGGGAUGGCAGUGUCCCGGCUGCUGGCGGCGCGGGGCUGCAGGGUGGCUGUGGUGUCCAGAAAUGAAGAGACAGCUCGAGCGUGCGUGGCUUCUCUACACGGAGUCGACCACAUGUGGUUCGGCUGCGACGUUUCCAAGGAGGCGGAGGUGCAGACGACCUUUGCAAAGAUCCACACGAGCUGUGGAGCCAUCUGUUACCUGGUGAACGCUGCUGGUGUCAACAAGGACGCUCUGCUGCUGAGGAUGAAGCCAGAGGACAUGGUGCAGUUGCUCCACACCAACCUGCUGGGCACCAUGCUGACCUGCAGGGCGGCGCUGCGGAGCAUGCUGCACGCACAAGGAGCAGCCAUCGUGAACAUUGGUUCUGUCGUGGGGCUGAAGGGCAACACGGGUCAGAGCGUCUACAGCGCCACAAAGUCUGGCCUGGAGGGAUUCACGCGUUCACUUGCUAAAGAAGUGGCCUCACGACACGUUCGGGUCAACCUGCUGGCCCCUGGGCUCAUCCACACCGACAUGACUGCGGAGCUGAGGAAGGACGAAGGUCGGCGAAACAUCCCGCUGGGAAGGUACGGCGAGCCAGAGGAGGUCGCCCAGGCCGUCCGCUUCCUGCUGGAGUCCAGCUACAUCACCGGCCAGGUGCUUGUUGUGGAUGGAGGCCUCCAGCUGAACAUGUGACCUCCGUUCUCAAUACGUGAAGCUUUACAGACACAAUCCGACUCAUCCUCUGGUGGCUCAGCCCCCCCCACCCACCUGACUCACUGCUGACUCCAGACUGUCUGCUGCGCCUCAGACCUCUGCACCCGGGGGUCUUAAAUCCAACCUCUAGAUUUACACGGCUGGUCUUUUUCCAUGACAGCGACCAGCGCCUCACUGGUCACAGUGAUCACAGUGAUCACGUCUGGUCCUCCAGUGAGACCCCCCUCACAGCCCGCGCGUCGCCUCUCUCCUGACUCUUGGAGGGGCCGCGCACAUUGCGCCGCAGCUGGAGGAAAUGAAUGUGGUGGGGGUCGGGGACGGGGUAUUUUUAGCUCCGAAUGUUUUCAGUGUCUAGUUACUGGCCAGUCCUGCAGCGAGGAGGAAUGGAGAUUAGGCAACGUGCCCCCCGACAUCAUGUUUAUUACAGAUUUGUGUUGUCACCAUCCGUCAGAAUGAGGUUGAUACAUUUUUUUACAUUACGUUGAGGAUUUUUCAUGCCACUUUGAUCUUUGAUUCCAUAGAAACUUGUUUCACUUCCUGUCAUACUAGCCGCACAACACAACAACAUGUUUUUUUCUCCAUCAUUAUACAGUACUAUUCACAUCCAAGCGUUUUGGCUCACAGAUCUUUGUGGCUCACGCCUGCCUUGUCUGUCAGUAUUGCUAUCACUUUUGUUGUUUUGAAUACAAAAACCACAAAUUAAUGUUUUAUAAUGGCGAAAAUGGAAGAUUCCACUGUGACAAACCGUCAUUAGAAAACAACCGUUUAAUAAGACUCGACGCUAUUCAGAAAAGGUUUGUCUUUAUUAACGUCCAUAUCCUAAAAUAACAUCAGAAGAAUCCAUAUACAGGCAUUGAAUGGCAUUAAAAAUGUGCAAACACAGUAACAGUCAGCAGACGAUCAAAACCAGGCGAGUGUUUCUCGGGUGACCGAAAGAGUUGCUAUAAAUAUAUUUUUUGAUUCCACGUCCUCUUCUUCUCCUUCAUUAAAACAUGGUAUGUAAAGGUUUGGCACUGUCGCCAAGAGUAACAUGCAAGGAAAGUGUGUGAGUUUGUUAAGCCCAGAAGUGAUUUAAGGCAGUUAAUAUGUUUGUAGAAAGAUAUAUCGAAUUAUCAGUGAAAGUCUGUCAAAAACAUUGACAUAAAUGACGUCAAAAUCUUUGGGAAAAGAAGAGUUUUUGCUGCUUGAAUACAAAAAUAAAUGGGAUACUCUGUGACUUGUGGGUGAAGGAAUCUUCCAUGCUGACGUUAUUGGAACAAACCUUCAGCUCCUCCAACAUGACCUCAUGUGAACUCUCAACCCACACGUGCACCCACACUGCCACUUGUGUCGCAAAAAAAACGUGCUUUUUCUUUUCUGAUUAUAAGAUUUCAACUCAAGUUCUGCGGCGUCUCCAAACCAAAACAGUCUCUUCCUCCUUGUGUAGUUAUUCAUCACAUUCAAACAGUUUACAAUCAUGAGAGGCACUUGAAUCGGGUCACUUUGUGAUAGAGUCUGGUAAACAGGUCCAGUUGAUUCGAUGGCGCCCGGCGGACUUAACCUCGGGUUGUGUUACGUUUCUAUGAAAACCUCGGCGAUGUCGCUCAGUGUUCCCUCAAAGAAGCUCCCCUCCAGUCUCAGGGCUGCUGGUGGAGAGGACGGGGGAC
Molecule: messenger RNA, 2528 nt
Organism: Synchiropus splendidus (mandarinfish)
Lineage: Eukaryota; Metazoa; Chordata; Actinopteri; Syngnathiformes; Callionymidae
Gene: cbr4
Product: carbonyl reductase 4
Exons: 6
Coding region: 145-861 (238 amino acids)
Biological process (GO): fatty acid biosynthetic process
Molecular function (GO): quinone binding; oxidoreductase activity, acting on the CH-OH group of donors, NAD or NADP as acceptor
Source: RefSeq, a predicted model, not a curated record